Molecule: messenger RNA, 403 nt
Organism: Danaus chrysippus (African queen)
Lineage: Eukaryota; Metazoa; Arthropoda; Insecta; Lepidoptera; Nymphalidae
Source: the annotation of a GenBank genome assembly
AUGUGUCGUUCGAAACUCGUGCGUUCGAGAUUUACGCCACAUUGCCGGCUGGUCCAAGGACGUUAUCUACCAGAUGAUACGGUCCAAUUCGGACGAGCCAGUCGUCUAAGCUCCUCAGGGGUACCGUUCGCCGGACUACAGCCUGUCCCCGGCGGCCGCAACUGGGCUGCGAUCCAGCCCCCGCUCCAAAAGGAUGACUCGACCUUGCGCCUCGCGUACUCUGCUCUCGAGCUGUCUCCGUGGGCAAUGCCGGCUCACGCUGUGGGGAACCCUGGACGCCCGGGCCGAGCCGACUGGCCCCGCCCACGCUGUGGCAGCUAUGUACCCUGUGCUGGCCCGGGCCCGCGCCGGCCGAUCGGUGGCCGGCCCCCGGGCCUUUUCUUUUUUCGUCGAUCGCAGCUAU